UUUCGUGCGCAGGUGAUGAAAACCUACCACAUGUACAACGCUGACAGCAUCAGCGCCCAGAGCAAGCUGAAGGAGGCCGAGAAGCAGGAGGAGAAGCAGAUCGGGAAGUCGGUGAAGCAGGAGGACAAACAGACACCGCGCUCCCCCGACUCCACCUCCAACGUCAAGUUCGAGGAGAAACACGUGCGGAGGAGCUCCGUCAAAAAAAUCGAGAAGAUGAAGGAGAAGCGCCAAGCAAAGUACACAGAGAACAGACUGAAGGCGAUCAAGGCAAGGAAUGAAUAUCUGCUGGCGCUGGAAGCCACCAACGCCUCGGUGUUCAAGUACUACAUCCAUGACCUGUCUGAUCUCAUUGAUUGCUGUGACCUGGGCUACCACGCCAGCCUGAACCGGGCGCUGAGGACGUUCCUGUCGGCAGAGCUGAACCUGGAGCAGUCCAAGCACGAGGGCCUGGACGCCAUCGAGAACGCCGUGGAGAACCUGGAUGCCAACAGCGACAAGCAGAGGCUGAUGGAGAUGUACAACAACGUUUUCUGCCCCCCCAUGAAGUUUGAGUUCCAGCCUCACAUGGGGGACAUGGAGUCCCAGCUGUGUGCCCAGCAGCCCGUGCAGAGUGAGCUGGUGCAGAGGUGCCAGCAGCUGCAGUCCCGCCUGUCCACGCUGAAGAUUGAAAAUGAAGAGGUGAAGAAGACCAUGGAGGCCACUCUGCAGACCAUCCAGGACAUUGUCACCAUCGAGGACUUUGAUGUCUCUGACUGCUUCCAGUACAGCAACUCCAUGGAGUCGGUGAAAUCCACGGUGUCAGAGACCUUCAUGAGCAAACCCAGCAUUGCCAAGAGAAGGGCAAACCAGCAGGAGACUGAGCAGUUCUACUUCACUGUAAGGGGCUGAUGCCUUUAAGAGGUU
Messenger RNA from Zonotrichia albicollis (white-throated sparrow), 906 nucleotides. Lineage: Eukaryota; Metazoa; Chordata; Aves; Passeriformes; Passerellidae. The record is from RefSeq and is a predicted model, not a curated record.